AUCACCGGUGACGACGCCGUGUGCCGAAGACCCGGCCGCUAAGCCCUAUUGGGCUUUACGUCGCGAGCAGCGCCGGCGCCGCAGGGCGUUUGACUAGUGGGCAUCUUGAUAUUUUGAGUUGCUGUUGCCCAAGCGAGGGAUCAUGUCGCGAGAAGAAAAAAAGUCUUGCCAUAAUUUGAUUGCAUAAAACGCAUAUAUAUAUAUACAGGUGUACAGCGCGGUCGAAAAAAUCCGAAUCUCAUUCUGCACCGCAACACCAACCGUUUACACCAACACACGCUACUAUGCUCGACUCACACAGCUCGCUGGGCAUUGCCCAAAUCAUCUUCUACGUGCCCGUCGUGCCGCUGGCCAUCUUUCUCAUGAUCCGAAAUGGCAAGGUCCGCCCACGCAUGGCAUGGUACCCUUUCAUACCGUUUUCUCUGAUGCGUCUUGCUGGCGGUAUCCUCACGCUGGUCUUUGAGCAAAAGAAGGACAACACAGGCGUAUACAUUGCCACCCUUAUCAUGCUCAAUGUUGGCGUUGUGCCUCUCAUCAUUGCCAACCUCGGUCUCACGCGCAUCAUCUUGAUGGACAACUACAGCCACAAUCCCGCCUCCACCAAAAUCGCCAAGCUUCUCCGCAUCGCCUUCAUCGCCGCCAUUAUACUAUUCGCUGCAGGAGGUGGCGUGUCGUCAUUCAACCUCAGUCUGAGCAGAAUCCUUACGCUCGUCGGAUACGUUGUAUUUGCUGUGGUCUUGGUCGUCCUCAUUUCCAUGCAGGUAUACUUCUUCGGCAAACGAUUGAGCCUGACCGACUCGAGUCGCAGAAUCUUGCGCGCAAAUCUCAUCGCAAGCCCCUUCCUCAUCCUUCGCACAGUCUAUGGUAUCCUUGAGGUCGCAGAACAAGAUGUUCUCAAUACCAUCUGGAGCCCUUUAUUCGGAUCAGCUGUUGCAUUCGCACUUAUGGCACUGCUCCCCGAGUACAUUGCCAUCUGCGUAUGGUUCUAUACUGGCUACACAAUCCCUCCUCGUCGUGAACUCAGUGAGCAGACGGCAUCAGACGGAAACAAGGUGACAGUCUAAAUAGGGUUGAAGGACAAAUUGAUUUGGAGUUGUAGAAAAUAUUAUGAAUUGAUUUUGAUUAUAUACCAUGCUGUUUAUCCAAACAUGGCAACUGAGCCUGUUUCGUAGGACGUACUUGACUCCAGUUUUUGUCUAUGCUGUAUAAAAGUAAACUGAAAUGUAAAAAAAACAAAAAAACUCCGCGCUCUUGCUCCGACUGUCUUUAGUCGUUUACAUCAUCAAAUGAGCAGACCCAAACGCUAUGCGCCUAUAUUUUGUAUUUUCCGAUUGCACCAAACCACCACCCGCGAUGUUGCUAGAUCAUGACAUCUUUGCGCUUAGAAGCGGUGUUGGCGACCAACACUCUCCACACGAACACCAAGCUUGAUCAUUUCGCGAGAAUCAAUGACACCGCGACCGUCAAACAGCCAUCUGGGUUUCGACAUGGUCUCGGCAAUGCGAGCCCAGUCCAAACGCUCCUUGGGCUUGUAGUCCUCUGCGCUACCCAUACCGGUAGAGUGGCCACUGAGCUUGCUGGCUUGUUCUUGUAAACAGUCGGGGCACGUUGGUUCGCAGCUGGGUUCGACGUUGAAGAUGGUGAGGGGAUCUUCAAUGGCUUCGUUGUUGCGCUGAACAAGAUGCUUGUGAAGGGCCAAGAGGUUGUUAGGGGUUGGCUGGGCAGUCUUGAAUGGUCGAGGAUCGGACUUGGGGUUCGGCUUUCUGCUCUUGGGCGCAGGCUGAUCAGCAGGCUGGGGGAUAGGUUGAGGAGCGGGCUGGUUGCGGAACUCGUCAAACUCGGUGGCAAUGACGACGGCGGUGCUCUGGUUGCAAGCGUCGUAGGCGUUGUCAUAGACGCAAAUGUUGUUCUUGGUGGCAAUUUCACCAAGGAUUUGGUUAAUCUCCGUCUUGAUGACAAGAGGGUUGCAGCAAGGGUCAAAGACGGCGACUUCGCGAGGACGCUCCUCAAGAAGCGUCUUGAUCAUCUCCAGAGCCGGAGCCUCACGAGUGUCGGAGGUGUUCUUCUUGAAGGCGUAGCCCAGAAUGCACACCUUCUUGCCAACAAGGGUGUUGUUGAGGCACUUGAUGACACGGUUGGAGAAGCGAUCACGCGCGUACUCGUUCAUCUUGACAACCUGUCUCCAGUACUCGCCAACUUCGGGCAGACCAAAGGUAUCAGCCAAGUAGACGAGGUUGAGCACGUCCUUCUUGAAACAACUGCCGCCAAAUCCAAUACCAGCAACCAGAAACUUGUUACCAAUUCGGGGAUCGACACCGACGGCACGCGCCACCUCGUCGACAUCAGCGCCAGUCUGCUCGCAAACAGCAGAAAUGGAGUUGAUGGAGGAAAUGCGCUGGGCAAGCAUCGAGUUGGCCACCAGCUUGGCGAGUUCAGACGACCACACAUUGGUAGUAAGAAUGCGGUCGCGGGGCACCCAGGAGGCGUAGACCUCAACAAGGGCCUCAGCGGCCUUCUUACCGGUGGGCGUAGGCGCCGAACCAAUAAGGAUUCUGUCGGGGUAGAGAAGGUCGUUUACGGCAGUACCAGCAGCCAAGAAUUCCGGGUUGGAGAGAAUCUCAAAGUGAACGCCGGGUCGG
[Torrubiella] hemipterigena is the source of this 2639-nucleotide messenger RNA. NCBI's taxonomy places the organism in Eukaryota, Fungi, Ascomycota, Sordariomycetes, Hypocreales, Clavicipitaceae. The record is from the annotation of a GenBank genome assembly.